This is a messenger RNA of Anopheles coustani, 1002 nucleotides long. RefSeq lists its product as uncharacterized. The record is from RefSeq and is a predicted model, not a curated record. Bases 1 to 1002 code for a protein of 333 amino acids. Lineage: Eukaryota; Metazoa; Arthropoda; Insecta; Diptera; Culicidae. The transcript has 4 exons.
AUGAAAUGUACAGUAGUUGGAAUCUUUCAUCAAACAUCUCGGACCGUCACUUUUGUUGGCGUGAACGAUCCUUUACCCAGAACCGAUGCUGCAUUUCGCGAGGGGGCGUAUGAGCUUCAUUACAAAGUUCGUUCGCCCUUGUUGGAUUUACAAGGAUUCAACAUAGUAGAAGACGUCAUUGUUGGUGACCGUCUUCACCUCAUAGAUUUAGGAGUGAUGAGAAAAUUGUUGUAUGGAUGGGCGUAUGGAAAGUGGGGUGCUGAAAAAUGGUCGGAGGGAACCUAUGGGGUUAUUUCCGAUCAUCUGACUCGCAUAAACUUGCCAUCGGAAAUCCAUCGCAAAUUUAGAACUUUGGAUGAUUUGAAGCAUUGGAAGGGUUCUGAAUAUGCAUCUUUUCUUCAUUAUGGUAGUGUUGUUAUUCUGAAUGAAAAAAUAAGUCCAGUUGCAUAUGAACACUUUAUGCUUCUUUAUUGUGCGGUUACUCUUUUAUCAUCAAGCGUGUACCAGUGCUAUUGGGAUGAAGCUAAUGAAAUGUUAAAGAAGUUUGUUUCCGAUUAUAAAGUAGUAUAUGGGGAUGGUUACGUAAGCAGUAACAUACAUAACUUGUUACAUGUUGCUGAUGAGGUUCAAAGACUCGGUCCGUUGCAUUCUUUAAAUGCAUACCCAUUUGAAAAUGAGCUGCAGCACAUGAAAAAACUUUUGAGAAAUGGACGAUCAAACCUGGAGCAAUUUAUUAAUCGCCUUUCUGAACUGGAUAGCUUCAACAUCCCCAAACAGCUUAUGAGCCCUGCCAAUGUAUUUUUAAAAGAGAACCAAAACAAUGUUAACCGCCGUUUAAACACGCCUGGAAUUCCAGGUGGCGGGAACGGGAAAAACCGUCGCUUUACGUUGUAUGUGAGAGAUUUUAUGUUGACUAAAGGUAAUCGUGAUGGUUGGUUUCGUAGCACACAAAAUGAUAUUAUUCAGUAUUGGACAGCUACAAAACCAUCACCUUCGGUGUGA